This is a messenger RNA of Cooperia oncophora, 561 nucleotides long. The record is from the annotation of a GenBank genome assembly. Lineage: Eukaryota; Metazoa; Nematoda; Chromadorea; Rhabditida; Trichostrongylidae.
AUGGCUGACGAAUUAGCUCGCGUGCAGCAAUAUGAGUACAGACAGAAUUCCACCAACUUGGUAUUACAAGUGGACUAUAAUCUCACUGACCGUCGUGGUCGUGAAGAGCCCACCGGCGAAGUUCUUCCACUCUCUGAUCGAGUUCUGAAAGGAAUGAAAAUGGGUGAUAAAUAUAUGCGUACGAAGGCACCCAUUCAAGAGCAGAAGAAAAAGCGAAAGAAGAAGACGGAAGAGGAAGAUUUCCGACUGAUGUCUAAAUCAUUAUUCUUGCUUUCAUCCAGGAAGCAAUUGGUGAUCAGCCUCGUGCAAUAUCUUUGCGUGGAAGGCUUCGCUGAUGAAGUUCUUGCUGUGUUGAAAUCGGACAAAAUACGAGAGAAAGAAAAGAAGAAAGAGGAUGAGCUUGAUGAGAAUGAAGGUGUCAAUGUGCACUUUGAUGAAUCAGACGAAGAACAAGAUGCCGUCAUCGAUGAAAUCAAAAAUGUCGAUGAAAGCUCCAGUGACGACGAAGGUGGAGUAGAGGCUGAACAUAACGAAACCCUUCGAGGUGGAGGUUUCAACGAA